Lutzomyia longipalpis is the source of this 3638-nucleotide messenger RNA. RefSeq names its product alpha-1,3-mannosyl-glycoprotein 2-beta-N-acetylglucosaminyltransferase. Lineage: Eukaryota; Metazoa; Arthropoda; Insecta; Diptera; Psychodidae. Gene Ontology annotation, molecular function: alpha-1,3-mannosylglycoprotein 2-beta-N-acetylglucosaminyltransferase activity. The coding region runs from base 261 to 1637 and encodes 458 amino acids. Gene Ontology annotation, cellular component: Golgi apparatus. Gene Ontology annotation, biological process: protein N-linked glycosylation. The transcript is spliced from 7 exons. The record is from RefSeq and is a predicted model, not a curated record.
CAACAGCGCUCGUAAGUUGCAGCGGAGAUUUGUGAAACUAACUUCCCUGUCAUUUCUGUGUGUGUGUUUUUUUGACUGCAAAAAAUCGCAACAAAUCGCGUGAAAAUUCCGGAAAAUCCCGUAAAAAAGCAUGCACGAGUGGCAGUAGAGCGAGGGCCGGCUGUGAGGGACAAUGCCAACACGGCAACGCGUGCGAAUUAGUGGUGGAAAUCUAUUGUGGAUUAUUGUGGCUCCCGGAUGGUGCGUGGCAGAAAUGUAAGAUGCGCCUUGUCCAUCAAUUCCUCAUCGUGACUUUCGUCUCUGUCUGGGUGAUUGUCACAUAUAUUGUCUUCUGGCGACCGGAAACCGCCCCCGGGUACGCCCACACACGUGAAGAGGAUUCCCAGUACAGUGAAUUCCUUGAGAAAAUCAUUUUUCUGGAGAAGGAGGUGGAACGUCGAAAUCAGGAGUACCAGCGGCUCCUUGUGAAGCUCCUCGUGCUCCUUGAGCAACGCUCCAAUCAACUACAAGCAAAUCAAUCCCCAGAAGCUGCCGAUGGUGGUACGUCGACGACUCCCACGGACGGCGUACGGGAGAUACCCCUCGUGGAUGAUUCGCCACCCUUCUCCGGACCCGUUAUUCCUGUAAUUGUUUUUGCAUGCAAUCGCAUCUCCAUCAGCAACUGCUUAGACAAUUUAAUUCAGUACCGUCCCAACAAGAAGCAAUUCCCCAUCAUUGUGUCACAGGAUUGCGAUGAUGAACCCACACGAAACGUGAUUCAAUCGUACAAACAGCAAGUUUCGCUAAUUUCGCAGCCAGAUCAAUCGGACAUUGUGGUACCGCCGAAAGAUAAGAAAUUCAAGGGAUACUACAAAAUUGCCCGACACUAUGGUUGGGCACUCAAUACAGUCUUUUCCCGUGGAUAUGAUUACGUUAUCAUUGUUGAGGAUGAUCUGAAUGUGGCUCCGGAUUUCUACGAAUACUUCCUUGCCACGUAUCCACUACUGAAAAAUGACUCAUCACUGUGGUGCGUGUCAGCGUGGAAUGAUAAUGGGAAGGUGGGUUUAAUUGAUGAAGCUGCAGCAUCACUACUCUAUCGAACGGACUUCUUCCCCGGCCUAGGGUGGAUGCUAACUAAAGAACUUUGGGGGGAGUUGUCCGUUAAAUGGCCUAAAGCAUUUUGGGAUGAUUGGAUAAGACAUCCAGAACAGAGGAAGGAGAGAUCAUGCAUAAGGCCUGAAAUAUCUAGAACAAGAACUUUUGGAAAGAUUGGCGUAUCAAAUGGUUUGUUCUUUGAGAAACAUCUGAAAUACAUAAAAUUGAGUGAAAAGUUUGUUCCAUUUACAAAGAUGAACAUGACUUAUUUGCUAAAGGCAAACUAUGACGCAACUUUCCUGAAGCACGUCUACGAGCUUCCUGUUGUGACCUACGAAGAGUUGAGACGUGGCAUGGUUAACACGAAGGAUCCCAUACGUAUUCAGUACAAUACCAAAGAUCAGUACAAGAAAACAACAAAAAUGCUUGGAUUGAUGGACGAUUUCAAGAGUGGUGUCCCUAGGACUGGUUACCAUGGAAUAGUGUCAUUUUUCUACAACAAUCAACGUGUCUACUUGGCACCAAAUAGAAAUUGGAAGGGAUAUGAUCUCUCAUGGAGCUAACGGAACACUGAGAAAAAUUUCCCCAAAGUGAAUUUUUUCGUGAAACCGAAGCAAAGUCAAAUUAGUAGGUUGAUUUCAUUUCUUCUUCAAUGGAACUGAAUUUAUUAAAAAAAAAAAAAGAAAGAAGAACAUUCCAAGUAAGUCAGAUGGAAAUAUUUAAUUUAAAUUUAAUAUUAGUGAAAUUAUAUAUAAAUAUAAAUAUUAUACAUCAAUCACGAGAAGACGUAAAAAGAGAAAACAAUGAAUUAUGUGCUUCCCGUGAAUGAUGAUUAUAAAUUGUCUAUUUGAUAUUUAUCUCGCGCUCUUAAAAAAAAAUAUUAGAGACCAACAAUGAUUGCCAAUUUGUUCCUUAGUUAAAUUUUUCUAUAAACAAAAUAACUCUAAAAUUAAAUAAAAUAGUAAUAAAGAAGAUUUAUAAAUGAAGAAGUAGUAGCAGCUUUUUACAGGUUAACGUGAAUUUCAUACACAUCUCACAAUAAAUCCUCUUCCGUAAAAUUUUCGCUUAAAAAAAAAGGUUGUACGUACAAUGCUCCUCAUAUAGACGUACUUGAAUGUGUAUUAAAAUACAUGAAUUAGGUAAUAGUGGGUGGCAAAGAUAUUAGAAGAGAAAAAUAGAUCAAAAAUUCAUCUCGAGGGCAAGAAUUUAUUAAAAAAGAAAAACUUUAUCGAAAAAAUGAAAAUUAAUCGUGUUUCUUUGUAUUCUGAAUGGUAAUAGCUUCGUAUAAAGGAAUUUACUUGUUUUUGCAUGGAAGACAACCUAAUUUGAGGAAACAAUCGAAAGGACAAACGUAAUUUUGAAGAUGAAAGAUUAUAUUAAGGGAAUUCGUCAAAGAGAUUUGCCCAAACAAUGAUGUCACUAUAAUGUUAUUUGUUUAUUUUAAUAAAAUGAAACAUUUAAGCCCAUGUUUCAUCGAUGCUUUGAAAAAGAAGUCUUUAUGCUGACAAUGAGUCAGACAAGAGUUGAGGCCUAAUAUUUUAGGUGAAGAAAUUAUAUUUUUAUUUGAACUAAAAUCAUUUUUUUUUAAUUUAACAGAAUUGAGUUAUAAAUUUAAUUAAGGAAAAUUUUUUAAAUUUAUGGACAGGCUGAAUAAAAUGAAAUGUAAUUUCAUUAUAGAAGUUUUAGAAUAUUUAGAAUUUUGAAAGGAGGCUAUUCAGGCAUAUAUGGAUGUGUUUCUCUGAUUCGAAGAAACAAUUUUAAUUUGGAGUUUCUUUUAGAGAAUCAUAAAAAAGAAUAAGAAUUUGUAAAAAUAACAUUUUCUGUUUGAAUCACAUAAAAAGCAAGCAAUUGCGCGAUUAUUUCCCAAUUAGUCCCUUUAAAUGUUUCAAAACAUUUACGUUAAUGUUUUAUAAUGACAACCCGAUCAAAGAAACAUUAACAAUAAUGUUUUGAAACAUUUUAACGGACAAAAUGGCCAAUAGUGAAUAUUUUUGCAUGUUUUGUGUAAUCUUUCUCGGCUUUUUUAUGGAAGAUUUUAAGUUUUUUUUUGACAAUUUAUUAUUUUCUUUUGAUUCCCUGAAAAAAACCCUUAAAAGCAACGCGGAUCAAAAUUGUUUUCUCUAAUCAGAGCAAGACCUAUUUAUGCUAGAAGAGCUUUCUUUACAUUUCUCUUGAACAUUUUUGCCACCCACUGCUGGACAAUGCGUCAGUUCUAUCCAUUCAUUGCAUUAAUAUUAUGGAUUCAUUGACACUGUACGCAAAGACAAAACACGGGAUUAUGAGAACAAUCUAACAAUAGUAUUUUUUGUAUAGACAAAAAAAAACAAACAGAAUUAUGAAUUUUGUGCAAAACAAGUGUGUAAAAGUGUGUGUGUGUGUUUUAUUAUUUUUUCUUCUUGUAAAACAAAUAGGAAAAAAGAAAAACAUUUAAUAUUAAGCAUAAUAAUAAAUUUAAUCCCAAAAUGUAAUGUAAUUUUUAAGGCAGAGCAUGAUGAGGAGAUGUAACAGAAGCCACACUGGCUGUGAUAUACAAUAAAAUGGUAACAGAGUUGCAAGAAAAAAAA